Messenger RNA from Ornithodoros turicata, 1053 nucleotides. RefSeq names its product sphingomyelin phosphodiesterase-like. Gene Ontology annotation, biological process: ceramide biosynthetic process; sphingomyelin catabolic process. The transcript is spliced from 5 exons. The coding region runs from base 1 to 1053 and encodes 350 amino acids. The record is from RefSeq and is a predicted model, not a curated record. Gene Ontology annotation, cellular component: lysosome. Lineage: Eukaryota; Metazoa; Arthropoda; Arachnida; Ixodida; Argasidae. Gene Ontology annotation, molecular function: acid sphingomyelin phosphodiesterase activity.
AUGCGAUGCAUCUUUACAGCCAUGGACGGCGUCCGCGUAUUCACUGUAUUAGCGUUAACUUGCACAACGGCACACUCGUCUCUUCUCCAUCUCCCGUACGGGGACCCUCGACUGAAGCCGCGAAACGUCCACGAGCUGCUCGACCGCAUCAGGCAAGAGACGUCCAACAUCACGCGCGACGAUGACGAGGCCAGUUACCUGUACCCAUUCGAAUUUCUCAUAGACUUCGCCAGGUCUGACUUCAAUUUAUCAGCAGUUAUGGAGACUUUUGAGACAGGCGUAACAAACGAACAAACGUGCAAGACGUGUCGGUACAUUGCGAAGGCCCUGAAGGACAACUCCGGAAAAACCAGAAUGGCCGCUCUCACCGGUUUUCUCUGGGCGUUCUGUUUUGUCAACCACUUCACUACGACUGAAGUCUGCCAAGGUCUGAUCAGCAGCUACAAAGAUGACCUAGGCUACAUCAUGAGAACUACAAGGUCUGAGCCUGACGAAAUAUGCACACUUUUGUUCGGCCAUACGUGUGGGAACCUCACGUCUCCGGAGCACAUAUGGGAAGUUCGUUUGCCACCACGGAAGAACUCGAGGACGCGACAUCGUGCAUUGACGAGAGACGACGAGCCGGAGGUUCGAAUCCUUCAGCUGUCGGACACGCAUUAUGACCCGGAGUACGUGGCUGGUAGCCUCGCGGACUGCGACGAGCCGGUGUGCUGUCGUGAAGAAUCGGGCACUCCGAAAAGCGACUCUCAGAAGGCGGGCCCUUGGGGAGACUACCGCCUCUGUGAUCUCCCACUUCAGACGCUCGACCACAUGCUUCGUCAUAUAGCGAACGAACAGACGGUAUUGUCGUUGCAGGUGGACUUCGGUUACUUGACGGGUGAUCUUCCGCCUCAUAGUGUGUGGAAAGUAACAGAGGAGCAUAAUGAGAUCACCUUCAACGCCACAUUACAAACGAUCGCCCAGCGACUGCAAGGCAUCACCAUUUACCCCGUCGUCGGAAACCACGAGGCAGUGCCACCAAACUUGUACGCACCUGAUUUUACGCAGGUUUGA